Triticum turgidum subsp. durum (durum wheat) is the source of this 1119-nucleotide messenger RNA. NCBI's taxonomy places the organism in Eukaryota, Viridiplantae, Streptophyta, Magnoliopsida, Poales, Poaceae. The record is from the annotation of a GenBank genome assembly.
AUGAUGGAGCUGCGCAAGUACUGGGGUGUGGGGGGCAGGCGGUGCGGGGCGUGCGAAGGGGCGGCGCCGGCGGCGGUACACUGCCGGGACUGCGCCGGGUACCUGUGCACGGGGUGCGACGCGCGCCCGGCGCACGCGCGGGCGGGACACGAGCGCGUCUGGGUGUGCGAGGUCUGCGAGGUCAGCCCCGCGGCCGUCACGUGCAAGGCCGACGCCGCCGUGCUCUGCGCCGCGUGCGACGCCGACAUCCACCACGCCAACCCGCUCGCCGAGCGCCACGUGCGCGUGCCCAUCGCGCCCAUCGGCUCCCCCGAGGCCGCCGCGGUGGCGGCCGAGGCCAUGAUGUUCUGCGGCGCCGGUGACGGGGAGGCCAGGGCGGAUCAGGACGAGGUGCCCGAGCAGCUGCGCCAGCACGGGGGCAUGCUGAACCUCAACGUGGAGGCCGGCAAGGAGGGCGGGAAGAUGGACUACCUCUUCUCCGACCUCGUCGACCCCUACCUCGCCGUCGACUUUACGCGCUUCGCCCACGCUGACAGCGUCGUGCCCAGCGGGGUCGCCACCGCCGCGGUACCCGCCGUCGUGGACCUGGACUUCGCGUGCGGGAUCCCCGCCAAGCCGCCGCCGACCUACAGCUCCUCGUACACGGCCAACGCCUCCGGCGCGCACAGCGGCUCUUCAUCGGAGGUCGGCGUGGUGCCGGAGGCCAUCUGCGGCGGCGUCGGGAGCUUAGAGAUCGACUUCACCAGGCCCAAGCCGCAGGCGUACAUGCCCGCGUACACCGCGGCGCCGCCGAGCCACGGCGUGGGCAUGCAGCAGGCGUCGCCGGUGGACAUGGGAUACUUGACGGUGCCGGAGCGUCCGGUGGCGGUGACCGGGGAGGGCCGGGUGGCGAGGCUGAUGCGGUACCGGGAGAAGAGGAAGAACCGCCGGUUCGAGAAGACCAUCCGGUACGCGUCCAGGAAGGCCUACGCCGAGUCGCGGCCGCGCGUCAAGGGCCGCUUCGCCAAGCGCACCGACCAGGACGCCGACGGCGACGACUUGGACGCGGAGGCCCAUGCGGUGCCGUCUUCCACCUCCUACUUGCUCGACUUCGGCUACGGCGUCGUGCCGUCCUUCUGA